Molecule: messenger RNA, 2268 nt
Organism: Aptenodytes forsteri (emperor penguin)
Lineage: Eukaryota; Metazoa; Chordata; Aves; Sphenisciformes; Spheniscidae
Gene: UHRF1
Product: ubiquitin like with PHD and ring finger domains 1
Exons: 15
Coding region: 1-2196 (731 amino acids)
Biological process (GO): negative regulation of gene expression via chromosomal CpG island methylation
Molecular function (GO): ubiquitin protein ligase activity
Source: RefSeq, a predicted model, not a curated record
AUGGAAGAUGGUCACUCCCUUUUCGAUUACAGCGUUGGACUGAAUGAUAUUGUUCAACUCUUGGUCAGACAAAGCCCAGCAGUGCUUCCUGCUGUUAGUAAGGAAAAGGAUUCCGAACUCUCCGACACAGACUCUGGCUGUGGCUCAGGCCAAAGCGAAUCUGACAAAAGCUCUCACAAUGGAGAAGGUGCCAUGGAACUGGAGGGACAGCCGAGCACAGCGGCGCAGCCUGACUGGACUGACCCGGGAUUUGGUCUCUAUAAGAUCAAUGACUUGGUCGAUGCUCGAGAUAUGAAUAUGGGAGCAUGGUUUGAAGCCCAGGUUGUAAAUGUAACCAGAAAAAAACCUACCAAUGAAUCAGCUGACAGUUGCACAGAUCCCGAUCAGCCGACAACCAUUCCCGAAGAAGAUGUAAUAUACCACGUGAAGUAUGAAGAUUAUCCAGAGAAUGGAGUUGUAGAAUUGAGUUCGAAUGAUGUACGGGCUCGUGCACGGACUAUUUUGAAGUGGCACCAGCUAGAAGUAGGACAGGUGGUGAUGGUCAACUAUAAUCCCGAUGAACCAAAAGAGAGAGGUUUUUGGUACGAUGCGGAGAUUCUGCAAAAAAGGGAAACAAAAAUGAUCAGAGAGAUAAAUGCAAAGAUCUUACUUGGGGAUGCUGGUGAUUCCUUGAAUGACUGCACAAUUACGUUAGUGGAUGAAAUUUAUAAAAUUGAAGAACCAGGCAGUGCUUGUCCAAUUAGUGCCAGUCCAUUAAAACGACAAAAUGGACCUGUGUGUAAAGCUUGUAAGGACAACCCGAACAAGACCUGCAGAAUUUGUGCUUGCCAUAUCUGUGGAGGUAAACAAGAUCCAGAUAAACAGCUAAUGUGUGAUGAGUGUGAUAUGGCUUUCCACAUCUACUGCCUCAACCCUCCCCUUAGUAGUAUUCCAGAUGAUGAGGAUUGGUAUUGCCCUGAAUGUCGAAAUGAUGCAAGUGAGGUGGUUUUAGCAGGAGAGAAAUUAAAAGAAAGUAAAAAGAAACAAAAGAUGGCAUCCGCUAAUUCAUCCUCGCGGAGAGACUGGGGCAAGGGCAUGGCAUGUGUUGGUCGCACAAAGGAAUGUACCAUUGUCCCUUCGAACCACUAUGGACCAAUUCCUGGGAUUCCGGUUGGCACCAUGUGGAAGUUCAGAGUUCAGGUGAGCGAAUCCGGUGUUCACAGGCCCCACGUGGCGGGUAUACAUGGCAGAAGUAAUGAUGGCGCCUAUUCCUUGGUUCUGGCAGGAGGCUAUGAAGAUGACAUAGAUCAUGGAAAUUCCUUCACAUAUACAGGGAGCGGAGGGCGUGAUCUUUCUGGAAACAAGCGCACAGCGGAACAGUCUUGUGAUCAAAAACUCACCAACAUGAACAGAGCUCUGGCUCUGAAUUGCAGUGCCCCCAUCAAUGACAAAAAUGGAGCUGAAGCCAAGGACUGGAGAGCUGGGAAGCCGGUCCGAGUGGUGAGGAACGUAAAAGGAGGCAAACAUAGUAAAUAUGCUCCUGUAGAAGGGAACAGAUAUGAUGGAAUAUAUAAGGUUGUGAAAUACUGGCCCGAGACAGGGAAAUCUGGAUUUUUAGUGUGGCGUUACUUACUUAGGAGGGAUGAUGAAGAACCUGCUCCUUGGACCAAAGAAGGAAAGGACAGGAUGAAAAAGCUUGGCCUAACAAUGCAGUAUCCUGAAGGGUAUUUGGAAGCUGUUGCAAACAAAGAUAAGGAAAAAGAAAAUAAUGGAGAAGAUGAUUUUGAUACCCCAGGGAAAGGAAAGAGGAAAAGGAAAUCAGAAAAACUCAUUACCUCUCCUACAGGGACUCCAAAGAAAACUAAAGUUGAGCCAUACAAGCUGACAUCUCAGCAAAAAUCUCUUAUAAAAAGUGAUGAAGCCAAUGAAAAACUGUGGAAUGAAGUACUAGAAGCUCUCAAAGAUGGACCGAAAUUUCUAAAUAAAGUUGAAGAGGCCUUCUUGUGUAUUUGCUGUCAGGAGGUUGUGUUUCGGCCAGUCACAACUGUAUGCCAACACAACGUGUGCAAGGAUUGUUUGGAUAGAUCCUUCAAAGCUGAUGUGUACAGUUGUCCAGCCUGCCGCUACGAUCUUGGCAAAAAUUAUACCAUGCAAGUGAAUGAAACACUGCAGACCGUUCUAACUCAGCUCUUUCCUGGAUAUGGCAGUGGACGGUGAUUCUGUAAAGCACUUCUAAUUUUCUUUUGUUCAAACGUAUUAAUGGGUUUUCAGUGGGUAAUUUAAAAAAAA